This is a messenger RNA of Henningerozyma blattae CBS 6284, 6279 nucleotides long. RefSeq names its product tetrafunctional fatty acid synthase subunit FAS1 (gene FAS1). The coding region runs from base 1 to 6279 and encodes 2092 amino acids. Gene Ontology annotation, molecular function: [acyl-carrier-protein] S-malonyltransferase activity; enoyl-[acyl-carrier-protein] reductase (NADH) activity; fatty acid synthase activity. Gene Ontology annotation, biological process: long-chain fatty acid biosynthetic process. Lineage: Eukaryota; Fungi; Ascomycota; Saccharomycetes; Saccharomycetales; Saccharomycetaceae. The record is from RefSeq and is a predicted model, not a curated record. The transcript has a single exon. Gene Ontology annotation, cellular component: fatty acid synthase complex.
AUGAGUGUUUCUACAAGAUCCGUCACUUUAACUCAUGGGGCUUUAGAACAUGCCAUUGCUGUUCCUGCAAGUUCAUAUUUUGCUGCUGCUCUAUUGAAAGACCAAUUCCAAAAGACUCUAGUGGAACCAUCUCCAGAUUAUUCUCAAGAUGAAGAACCAGUAUCUGCCAUUGAAUUGCUGGGGAAGUUCUUGGGCUAUGUCUCUGACAUUAUUGAAAACUCCACUACUGAUGAUUCUACAACCACCUCAUCUUCUAGCGAAACAAGCCCUUUUAAUGAUGUCUUACGUGUGGCAGUACAUGAAUUCGAAAAUUCAUAUCUUUUAUCUUCCAAUUCAAAAGAUAUUCAUUCUCUAGCUGUUAAUAAUUUGAAAAUCUUUGAAAAUACAACUCUAUUGAAAUCAAAUGAAUUGAUCAAGAAUUAUAUCAAAUCUAAAAUCAUUUUGAAUGAACCUUUCACCACUGAAAAGAGUGCUCUUCUGGAUCCAUCAUUAAAGACAAAUAUUUUCGCCAUCUUUGGUGGCCAAGGUAACACUGAUGAUUAUUUCGAAGAAUUGAGAUACUUGUAUGAUAUCUACUAUCCAUUAAUCAAAGAUUUGAUCGAAUCUUUGGCUAAAUUGUUAUUAGAUUUAUCUACUACCACCACAAAUAAUGAUUAUGAAAACAUUUUCACAAAGGGUUUCAAUUUGAUCGAUUGGUUAAAAGAUUCAAACAUGACUCCAAAUCAAGAUUAUCUAUUAUCAAUUCCAAUCUCCUGUCCUUUAAUAGGUAUUAUACAAUUUGCUCAUUAUAUGAUCACUGCCAAAUUAUUGAAUUUGACACCUGGCGAGUUGGCUUCCUCUCUAAAGGGUGCUACUGGUCAUUCUCAAGGUUUGGUCACUGCAGUGGCCAUUGCUGAAUCUAAAACUUGGGAUGAUUUUUUUAUCUCUAUGAAAAAAUCCAUUACCCUAUUAUUUUACAUUGGUGUUCACUGUCAUUUGAUUUAUCCAAACACUUCUUUACCAAAUUCUAUUGUUCAAGAUUCUUUAAAUAAUAAUGAAGGCUUACCAUCUCCAAUGUUAUCUAUUACAAACUUGUCAAAGGACCAAGUGAAAAAUUACAUCAAAAUUACAAAUGAUCAUCUUCCUGCUGAAAAACAUAUCUCCAUCUCUUUAAUUAAUGGUGCAAGAAAUAUGGUCAUUUCAGGUCCACCACAAUCACUUUAUGGGUUAAAUUUAGCUUUAAGAAAGGAAAAGGCUCCGCCUGGUUUAGACCAAUCAAGAAUCCCAUAUACUGAAAGAAAAUUGAAAUUCUCAAAUAGAUUCUUACCAAUCACUUCUCCCUUCCAUUGCCACUUAUUAACUCCAGCUCAAGACUCCAUUGUUCAAGAUUUACUCGCCAAAAAUGUCGAUUUCAACCGUAAAGAUUUGAAUAUCCCAGUAUUUGACACUUUUAGUGGUAAGGACUUACAAUCUUUUGAUGAAGAUAAAGAUUCCAUUUUAGCAAGAAUUGUUAAAUGUAUUAUCACUUUACCUGUUAAUUGGGAAACUACAACAAAUUUCAACGCUUCUCAUAUCUUAGAUUUUGGUCCAGGUGGUUCUUCAGGUUUAGGUAUAUUAACUCACCGUAAUAAAGAUGGUACCGGUGUUAGAAUCAUUAUCGCAGGUAAUAUUAAUUCAAAUGGCUCUUUAGAUGAUGAUGAUAACGAUAUCGGUUAUAAAAAUGAAAUCUUCAAUUUGAAUCCUAAAUUAGUGAAAUUCAACAUCAAUUGGUUAAAUGAAUUCAAACCAAAAUUAAUCAAAAAUAAAUCAGGCAAGAUUUUUGUUCAAACGAAAUACUCUAAGUUAAUCGGUAAACCACCUAUUUUAGUCCCAGGUAUGACACCAACUACUGUUUCUCCAGAUUUUGUGGCUUCCACUAUUAAUGCAGGCUAUACCAUUGAAUUAGCAGGUGGUGGUUACUUCUCCCCUGUAAUGAUGACAAAUGCCAUUGAUAAAGUCAUUUCCCAAAUUAAAAAAGGUACUUCUUUGGGUAUUAACUUAAUUUAUGUCAACCCAAGAAUGUUACAAUGGGGUAUUCCUUUGAUUAGAGAUUUGAGAUCUAAAGGCUAUCCAAUUCAGUUUUUAACUAUUGGUGCAGGUGUUCCAUCUUUAGAAAUUGCCACAGAAUACAUUGAAACUUUAGGUUUAACUCAUUUGAAUUUAAAACCAGGGUCUAUUGAUUCCAUUUCUCAAGUUAUUAAUAUUGCUAAACACCAUCAAAACUUCCCAAUUGUCGUUCAAUGGACGGGUGGUAGAGCUGGUGGUCACCACUCUUUCGAAGAUUUCCAUGCUCCUAUGUUACAAAUGUAUUCUAAAUUAAGAAAAUACAAGAAUAUCAUCCUAAUAGCUGGUUCUGGUUUUGGUUCUUCAAGUGAUACUUAUCCUUAUUUGACUGGUGAAUGGUCAACUAAAUUGAAUUAUCCACCAAUGCCUUUCGAUGGGUUCUUAUUUGGUUCUCGUGUCAUGGUUGCUAAGGAAGCCAAGACUUCAUUAGCUGCUAAGGAAUUAAUCGUUCAAUGUAAGGGUGUUGAAGACAGCGAUUGGACUAAAUGUUACAAAAAGUCAACUGGUGGUAUAUUAACUGUUCGUUCCGAAAUGGGUGAACCAAUUCAUAAGAUCGCUACCAGAUGGGUUGUUUUCUGGAAAGAAUUAGAUGACACUAUCUUUAAUUUACCCAAGAAUAAAUUGUUAGCUGCUUUAGAUGAUAAACGUGAAUAUAUUAUUAAGAAGUUGAAUGAAGACACUUCAAAACCUUGGUUCCCAACAGUCAAUGGUGAAAUCCGUGAAUUGAACAAUAUGACUUAUAAAGAAGUUGCUUAUAGAUUAGUCGAAUUAAUGUUCAUUAAAUCAAUUAAUUCUUGGAUUGAUGUUACCUUGAGAAACUUUGUUGGUGAUUUCUUACGUAGAGUUGAAGAAAGAUUUACCACUAAGAAAACUAACUCUAUCCUUCAAUCUUAUUCUGUGUUGGAUAAAGAACCUUUGAAAACUUUAGACUUGAUCUUUGAAAAUUAUCCAAAUGCUAAAGAUCAAUAUUUAAACGCUCAAGAUGUCGAUAAUUUCUUAAACAUGUGCUUGAACCCAUUCCAAAAACCUGUUCCUUUUGUCCCUAUUUUAGAUGAAAGAUUCGAAUUUUUCUUCAAAAAGGAUUCCUUAUGGCAAUCAGAACAUUUGGAAGCUGUUAUCGAUGAAGAUGUUCAGAGAACUUGUAUUCUUCAAGGUCCUGUUGCUACUAAAGCUUCUACUAAAGUUAAUGAACCAAUCAAAAAUAUUUUGGAUGAAAUUCAUGAUGGUCAAGUUCAAAAAUUAUUAAAAGAUUAUUAUAAUAAUGAUGUUGACUCUAUUCCAACAAUUGAUUACUUUGGUGGUAAUGAUCCAGUUAUUACUGAAUCCUCAUUUACUAAGUAUAUCUCCAAGAAUGAUUCUAAGAAAUUAGUUAUCAAUUCCAGCACUAUUAAGAAUGAAAACGUUUGGUUUAAUUUGUUAGCAGGCACAAAGAAGGACUGGAGAUUUGCCUUCUUCAACACUGAUAGAAUCGUUCAAGAUGUCUUAUACGUUGACAAUCCAAUUAGGGAUAUCUUUAGACCAAAACAUUUUGCUGCUACCUCUAACUCUGAGGAUAAUUCAGCUAACUCUAAUUUGAUUGUAGAAAUUGAAAACUAUAACGAUUCAUCGAAGGCCCAAGUCACAUUGUUCGACAAGAUUCAAGGUGAAUUUAAACCAAUCGCAAAAUUAUCAUCCAUUGAAAACAAUAAAAUCGAAUUAAAAUUGAUUGAAAAUAGAUCAAUGGAUAACAAACCAGUUAAAUUAAGCUUAUUGUACCAUUUUAAUAAUAAUGAUGGUUUUGCCCCAAUUAUUGAAAUUAUGGAAAACCGUAAUAACAGAAUUAAAGAAAUGUAUUGGAAAUUAUGGUUAAAUGAUGAAAAGUUCGACUUAAACUUCAGUCCAAAGGAUGAAAUCAUUAACAACAAUCAAUUCAGAAUUACAUCUGAUGCUAUUACCAAAUUUACUCACGCUAUUGGUAAUAAUUGUGAAGAUUUUGUGAAGAGAGAAGGUAGAACUAUGUUAGCUCCGAUGGAUUUUGCAAUUGUUGUUGGCUGGAGAGUUAUUAUAAAGGCAAUUUUUCCAGAAACUAUUGAUGGUGAUUUAUUGAAGUUAGUACAUUUAUCAAAUGGUUAUAGAAUGAUUCCUGGUGCUACUCCAUUAAAGGAAGGCGAUUUAAUUACCACAUCUGCUGUAGUUAAGUCUAUCGUUAAUCAACCAACCGGUAAGGUAGUUGAAGUUAUUGGUACUUUAUCAAGGGAAGGCUCCCCAGUUAUGGAAGUCACUUCAUCCUUCUUUUACAGAGGUAACUACACUGAUUUCCAAAACACUUUCCAAAAGACAACCAAUCCUGUUUACAGAGUAACCAUUAAAUCUCAAAAGGAUAUCGCUGUUUUACAUUCCAAAGAAUGGUUCCAAUUGGAUGAUGAAGAUAUUGAUUUAUUAGACAAAUCACUUUCUUUUGAAACCGAAACUGAAGUUACAUUUAAAGAUGCCGAAAUUUUCUCAUCUGUAAAGUGUCAUGGCCUGAUUAAAAUUGAAUUACCUACUAGAGAAUUUGUGGAAAUUGGUGUUGUAGAUUACGAAGCUAGCGAAUCUUUCGGUAACCCGGUAAUUGAGUAUUUGAAGAGAAACGGUUCCACGUUAGAACACAAGGUUAAUUUGGAAAAUCCAAUUCCAAUUGGCACAAUUGAAUCUCAAUCUCCAAACACAAAUGAAAAAUAUGCUAGAAUUUCUGGUGAUUUAAAUCCUAUCCAUGUUUCUCGCCAUUUUGCUACUUACGCCCAAUUGCCUGGUACUAUUACACACGGUAUGUAUUCUUCUGCUGCAGUUCGUAGUUUAAUUGAAAAUGCUGCUGCGGAUAAUGUUUCUUCAAGAGUUCGUGCUUACAGUUGUAACUUUGCUAAUAUGGUUUUACCAAAUACUCCAUUGAAAACAACUAUCCAACAUGUUGGUAUGAUUAACGGUAGAAAAUUGAUCACUUUUGAAACUAAGAAUGAUAAUGAUGUUGUUGUUCUAACAGGUGAAGCUGAAAUUGAACAACCAGUUUCUGCAUUUGUCUUUACUGGUCAAGGUUCACAAGAACAAGGUAUGGGUAUGGAUCUAUAUGAAAACUCAGAGGUUGCAAGAAAUGUUUGGGACAGAGCUGAUGCUCACUUCAAGAAUACAUAUGGUUUCUCUAUCUUAGAAAUUGUCAAGACUAAUCCAAAUGAAUUAACUAUUUAUUUUGGUGGUGAAAAGGGUAAGAAAAUUAGAAAGAAUUAUACUCAAAUGAUUUUCGAAACUAUUGUUGAUGGUUCCGUUAAAACUGAAAGAAUUUUUAAAGAGAUUGACGAAACUACUACCUCUUAUACUUUUAGAUCACCAACAGGUUUGCUAUCAGCUACUCAAUUUACUCAACCUGCUUUAACUUUAAUGGAAAAGGCUUCUUUUGAAGAUUUGAAGUCUAAGGGGUUGAUUCCUGUUGAUGCUGCCUUUGCUGGUCAUUCAUUAGGUGAAUAUGCUGCUUUAGCUUCCUUGGCAGAUGUUAUGUCAAUUGAAUCUUUAGUUGAAGUUGUAUUCUACAGAGGUAUGACCAUGCAAGUAGCUGUUCCAAGAGAUGAAGUGGGAAGAUCUAACUAUGGUAUGAUUGCUGUAAACCCAGGUAGAGUUUCUCCAACAUUUACUCAAGAAGCUUUACAAUUUGUUGUUGAAAAAGUUGGCAAGAGAACUCAAUGGUUAUGUGAAAUUGUUAAUUAUAAUGUUGAAGGUCAACAAUAUGUUGCAGCUGGUGAUUUAAGAGGGUUGGAUACUUUAAAUAAUGUAUUAAACUUCAUUAAAGUUCAAAAGAUCAACAUUGUUAAACUACAAGAAACUAUGUCUUUAGAAGAAGUCGAAGCUAACUUAUUCGAAAUAAUUGAUGAAGUUGCUAAGAAAUCCUUAGCUAAACCACAACCAAUUGAAUUACAGAGGGGAUUUGCAUGUAUACCACUACCAGGUAUCUCAGUACCUUUCCACUCAUCAUACUUAAGAAAUGGUGUUAAACCAUUCAAGAGCUUCUUAACUAAGAAUAUUAUUAAAGAAAACGUUAAAGUCGAUAAAUUAGUUGGUAAAUAUAUUCCAAAUUUGACCGCCAAGCCAUUUGCAAUUACGAAGGAAUAUUUCCAAGAUGUGUAUAACUUAACUGGUUCUGACAAGAUUAAGGAUAUUCUAGAUAAUUGGGAAUCCUACGAAAAUAAAUAA